CCCAAGUCUUGAUCAUAUCGCAUGGCUUAUGUGGUAUCCUCUCACCUAUUAGACUCAAACUCCAUAUUAGCUGCGUCAUCUCAUCCCGACUAUCGUCUACUACUAUCCUCUUUCUAAGCUCUUGAAGUGGAGACUCGAGCUACUACACCAUGGCUCCCAAUCAAUCGGAUCUCUCCAACCCUAAGUAUCUCUAUGAUUUUGUGGUCUCCACCACUCAAGAGAGCAUCAAUGCAAUAUCUUCAGAACACUAAAGGGAAACAGCCAUUCACGUACCUUUGUUUCUUAGCAGAUUCUACAGGCGCUCCAACGAUCAAGAAAUCUCUCGAGGAGAUUAUGCAACUGAGUGGAGGUGUCAAUCCUUUUGACAUCCCUAAUGGCGGCACUAAUUACACCGAUCCACGAAUCAAGACCCUGACUGAUGUUCGCCUUGUAUGCGCCAUCAGAAUGCAAAGCGGUAUUCCUCCUGGUUGCAUUGUCAUAAUUCCCAACAAGGGUCCACAGCUGCAUUUACCAGCGCCAAUUGUCACUCUAGGAAACAGUUCUGACAAUGUUAUCGUCAAUAUGUACUGCUCCGACAUUACCAUCAUCAAAAAUACUCCUCCCACACCAGAUGGAUCACCGCUUCGGUUGACGGCAUUGGAGCGGUGGGUUAGUCAUGUCGUCGAUCCUCUGUCUGGCGUCCAGAUCGCAAAUCCUUCUCCACUUCAGUUAUCUGCCACAACACUCAACUAUCUCUGCGCUACAGACGGACAUCCGUUGCCAGGAGCAUCGUCAUUCAGCUGGAAUUGGAUAGAACCACAAGAUGUCGCCCAAUCCAGCGGUGUUAUUGCUAUCAAACGAAACACCAUUGGCCUGGCCAUGUCAGUCCGAGCCAAUAAUUCCGACACAUUAUUUCUGUCACUUCUUAACUCCCCUUUAUCUACUUCUGGAUGGAUUGCCAACCCCAACUGGAAAUCAAUUUCUUUCGAUGCUCAAAAUCCACCAAGCUCGAUUCAGAUUACCAAUAUAUAUUUCUCCGAAACAGAACAGCAACAGCAAUACAUCAUGGUCGAUAUUCUCCGCGAUCCUACCUCACCACUUAAAGAUACAGCUCGGUAUAUUGUGGAUCCUUUUGCCACUUCUGGUGUGUAUUGGACGCCUCACACACUACCCUUUGAUGUUGAGGAAGGGACAUAUCAGAGCUGCAUGGGUCGUGUCUCUAACGCCUAUGCCGAUGGAAUCUACACAGCCGGUACUGCGCAAGGCGCUGCUCAACUCGCAUAUGUUCCUCUGUUCAACCUGAUAGGCGGCGCCGCUCCUAUGCCCACUCCCCGCAACGACGACAAAACUUCGCAUUUGUAUGGUAAAACCGAUCUCUACGCUAUUGGCCAGUCCACCCUGUACCGAUGGGAUCCUGAUCAGCAACUAGAUGAUAGCUCUGUGGGAACAGCUCUGUUGAACAAUUCAGUUUUCGCUGGUACUGGCACCAUUAUUGCCCUCAUUCACAACCAGGUUACCACCAUUUUCGGCAAGAACGCCAGCAAUGUCUUCUGGUACACAACAUGUUAUGUUGAACAGCUUGCAGACCCACAAUCCUGGAGCGUCCCAGUUCCUGUACUCCGUGAUAUCGAACAUAUAACUUCAUACAUCAAUGUGAAAGAUGGUGGCAACACAGUGUUUGCGGCAGGGGGCAACAAAAUCCAGCAGCUCACCCAAGCUACCAACACGACAUGCAAACUCUGGCAAGCGCAACCCAUUACCCUCGCGGCAAGCCCCCAGACCAGUGCGAUGUCAUUCAACUCGUAUACCAGUACCAUCCAAGUCAAAGGAGCUGAUGGUCUACCAGUAACAGCAAGCGAAAUCGUUCUCACAAUGGAGGCACGCACCCCAGUCUACAUCGAUGGACUUUACUACAUCUUGUCGACGACUCCAGUGACUGUGCCUGUCAACACAUCCGGGCAAGUGAUCAUUGUCCAAGCAACAGAGAGCAUUGCCGGAGCUACCAUCGUUGCCAAAGUCGGUAAUACUACCCAGACCAUCGAUCCCAUGGGCAAGACAUUUGCCAAGCUAGCUCAACUCUCCGACAAGAACGCUCUCAAGAACGCUCAGAUUCAAACCAACACUACAGCUGGCGGAAUCAUUGGGACCCCUAAGACUGCUGCAUUGGUAUCAUCUUCAGUGUCUGACAGCGACCUCCAGUCAACUUCUCAAAGCAUUCAACUAUUGUCAGAUGCUUACAAUAAGCAACAAACUUAUAUUUCGGCAUCGUCAUCGUUGAAGAUGGCCGUUGGUCCUGUCCUUGCAGCUUUGGUGGUGCCACAGAGGAGUGCGACUAUUACUCUUGGUUCCUAUCUUGCCAUGGCAGCAGGUGAUCUGUUCAACUGGCUGAAGACGGGAGUUAAAAAGAUCAUCAACGUCAUUAAGAACGCUGCCACGGGAUUAUGGGAAUUCAUUUGCAAGAUCGGUAAUGAUGUGUACCGCGCAAUCCUGAACACGGUGGAUGAUAUUGUCGGAGCUGUCGAAUGGGUCUUCGAUAAAAUCGAAACAGGAAUCGAGACUCUGGUCCGAUAUAUCGAGUUCUUGUUUGACUGGGACGACAUCCGCCGCACCAAACAGGUCAUGCACAACCUGGUCAAGUUCUACAUGACAGAUAUGGUUUCUGGUAUCAAGACAGCUCAGACAGAAUUCGACAACUGUAUUGCCGGUGCGCAGAAAGCUGUGGCAGAAUGGUCCGGUAUCAAAUAUUGGACACCUUUAGGGGAUUCCGCUUCCAAACCACCUUCAGGCAACGCAACCGAUCCCUCCAAGGACCAAACCUCUGGCUCUCAAAUGCUGGCAGGCCAUUUCAGGAAUCAAGCAGACAAUAUUUCUAUGCCUCAAGGAAUGCCCGAGAUCAGCUUGGUGCAGAAUUUGGUUGAUGAUAUGAUAACAGCCAUGGCUGCGGAAGGCAUGGUCUUCACCCAGACCUUUGACCAUUUAAAAGCUCUUGCCGCUGAAUUUCUAACGCUCAGUGUGGCAGACAUUUUGAAGCGUCUAGCUGGUAUUCUCGUUGAGUCCGUUUUGGAGACAACCCAAGUUGUCGUGGAUGCGCUGUUGAAGGUCCUAUACCAGCUGGCUAGCACUGCGAUUGCUGUUCUCGACACCAAGAUUCACAUCCCCAUCAUCUCAGACAUUCUCAACGCUAUUGGUGUUCCCGACAUCUCGUUCCUUGAUGUAUUCACUUGGAUUGGCGCCGCAGGAAUUACAAUCGUCUUCAAAAUUGCUCGUGGCAAAGCUCCAUUUGCUGAUGAUGCCCCAACUCGUGCUUUAAUCCAAGCAACUGAUUGGAAUUCAUUCUCCGCAGUCUUUAAACAACCAUCUGUCAAGAAUGCGCCUGAGAUUUCUCAAGCGGCUGGCGCUGCAAUCUACUCCGCCGGCCAUGCUAUCACUGGUUUCAUCGCCUUCACGGGCAACUUCCUCUUCUUUGGCAAAGCCAUGACUGUGAGCUCCGACGAGAAUCCAUUUGGCGUGCCCGCUGCUGUAAUGGGCGUCAUUGCUGCUGCUGCAUCUGGUGGAGCAGACGCUCUUGUUGCCAAGAUGCCACUGGAUAACACGGCCGUAGCUGACCUCCGUAAAAUCACCACUGUCGCGACCAUCAUGUCGAAAUUGAUAUUCUCGGGCCCGAGCCAGAAAUAUCUGGCUACGAGUCGUCUCUCCUUCCUGAAGGCGAAUGACCCUCGAAAGGUCGGCGCCGUGUUCAAUUCGCUGCCAGUGUUUCCUAGCCUAAUCUGUAGCUGCUACCAUUUCUAUGAGCUAUCGCAGAAGCCGGUUGGUAAGGAACGCUCGUUAGCUAUUAUUGGAGAGACUUCGAGCAUGGUGCAGUACAUAGGGAGGAUUUCUUACUGUGUUGCUUUAUUUAUUGAUGAUCCGGAGGUGAGGAUCGUUCCUGCUGGUAUUAUGGCGGGGACUUUUGUUGUGAUGAGUGGGUUGGAGACUGCUGGUGCUACUAUUUUUUAA
Mollisia scopiformis is the source of this 3975-nucleotide messenger RNA. RefSeq lists its product as uncharacterized. The transcript has 4 exons. Bases 193 to 3975 code for a protein of 1260 amino acids. The record is from RefSeq and is a predicted model, not a curated record. Lineage: Eukaryota; Fungi; Ascomycota; Leotiomycetes; Helotiales; Mollisiaceae.